Messenger RNA from Aplysia californica (California sea hare), 1528 nucleotides. RefSeq names its product probable glutathione S-transferase 7. Gene Ontology annotation, biological process: glutathione metabolic process. NCBI's taxonomy places the organism in Eukaryota, Metazoa, Mollusca, Gastropoda, Aplysiida, Aplysiidae. Gene Ontology annotation, molecular function: glutathione transferase activity. The record is from RefSeq and is a predicted model, not a curated record.
CCACCCAUCUCUCCCCUUCACUGCACCAUUCUCAAACAGAUCUCUGGGAUGCCGUUUUCCUGUCUUUUCCCUGUUAUUUCCAUUAUUUUUUUAAAAAGAAAUUAUUCUGAGCGUUUAUUUUUUGUAUUGCCCGAGCCCCAUAUUAACUGUGUCUAGCUACUAUCUUUUUGUUCGCUAAUGCAACUUCGUAAAUUUUCAGGGGUUUUUUUUUCACAUCUCAGUGGCAUUCCCGAAAACCAUAAUGGCGACGUCAAAGGUCAAGUUGUAUUACUUUGACUUCCGGGGUCGAGGAGAACUGAUCCGAUUGGUUCUUGCAGCCGGGGGUAAAGAGUUCGAGGACGUGAGGAUUCCGAACCCUUUCCAGACAGACCUGAGGAGCUGGUUCAGAGGCUUCAAACUGAAGCUGAGCCUGGCAGACCUGGCGGUGUUUGACCUGACCACUGGAUUCUUGGCGCCCCUCCUGCCCCCUCUGUACCCGUACCCACUUCUGAGGGCGUUGGUGGACAGGGUCAGGACUGACCACAGGGUCAAGGGUUACGUGGACACAAGGCCAGAGCGGCCGUACUAAUCUGUCCCCGGCGUUUUAUGCACCCUGCAUAAUUUAGCAAAAUUGAUUCAUUUAUUUGCAUAAUUUCUGAUUAUUUUCCUUUAUCAUUUAAUUGUUAAAAUUAUCAGUAUCGCAUAAUUUCACAUUUUUGGGCUCAGUUUCCAUAAUUUCAAGAUUACUUUUUUUUCAUAAAACUGUGGGGGCAGACUAGUCUAAUGGAGACGGAACCAUAAGAUGGAUUGCUAAUCUACUAUUAUUGUAAUACCCACUGCACAAUGCCAACUGGGUUCAUUCGGUCGCUAAUACAUUGUACCCACAGUACAAUACACUGAAUACUGCUAGCUGGGUACAAGCUCUGUCGGAUUGAGCGGGGGUUCAUUCAGAUUUCCCUUCAGGGAGGGGCAAAAGCUAUUGUUUUGGAGCAAUAAUACAACCGAUUUGAUUGGCGAACUUAAAGAAAACAAACUAGAUCUUGUUUGAUUUUGAAGGCUGCAGUCGAAUUUAGGCUAGACAGAUUCGGUCGAGUUGUGCCAAAAUGGAAAACCUGGCUGGCCCCGACGGAAUCAAAGGAAGCCGAUUGGCAGUGUGCACUGUGUACAUGUAUUGCUAUAAAUCAUAUAAUCUUUGUUUGUUUGCAUGAUAGGCCUACGCACAUUAUGACUCUUCUGACUGUCAGUUUGCACUACUUUGCUCCCCUGCCUGCCUGUAUGUUGACUAUCCGUCUCUGUCUGUGCACUGGCAUCUGUGGUGUAACGGUUAGAAACAGAUGCUUCGCUGUUGCACACAGGACACCCAAGUUUGAUUUUCAUGUGGUGAAAUUUUUUUGUCGAAUAUAUUGAUCCAGGGAUGUUCCGCCCCUCUCAGCUUGGGUUGACCCUGAGGGCCAGGGUAGAAGACUACCUUUUAAAUGAUAAUCUAAAUUGUGUUUUUCGGGGUAUAUUAUGGUGUAGAACAAAAUCUACAUUAAAAUAAACAUACAUU